Molecule: messenger RNA, 1749 nt
Organism: Stylonychia lemnae
Lineage: Eukaryota; Ciliophora; Spirotrichea; Sporadotrichida; Oxytrichidae
Source: the annotation of a GenBank genome assembly
AUGCCAAAUUUGGAGAUAUGCUCAUUAUCCCUAAAUAAAAUUCAGAGUUUAAAGGAUUUCUCUACUUGUAAAAAAUUGGCAGAACUUUAUCUUAGAAAGAACCUUAUUUAAGAGUUACUUGAAGUCAAGUGCUUAAAUUAAUGCCCUCAGCUAAAAGUUCUUUGGCUGCAAGAUAACCCUAUUGCAGAACAUCCACUAUACAGGUAGUAUAUAAUAAAGCUGUUACCCAACUUAUUAAAACUAGACAGUGCUGCAGUUACUCCAGAAGAAAAAUAGCAAGUGGCAUAAACCAAUUUUACUGAUUUAGACAUUAUUAAUAAUAACCCUAUUUAAAGCUAAAAAUCGAAGCAUGUUGAUGAUUAGGCUUAUCAUUAGAAAUAGGAAAGACCAAGAAGUGUUAAUCCCUUGAUCAAGUCAAAAGCUGAUUUCAUCAAUCCCUCUUAAUAAAUGCAAUAGCCUUAACAAUAGUAGCAAUAAAUGAACAUUUAAUCCUAAAAUCAAUCUAAUUUAUAAUCUCAGCCUAAUCAUAGGAAUGAAAACAUCUUAUGUGCUGUUUUAGCCUUACUUAAAGAGCUAGAUGAAAAUGGAUUGGAGCUGGUAAAAAGGGAUGUUGAGAAAAAAAUAUAACUUAAGAAAAUGGAUAGUGUUGAAAAAUUAGAGUCAACAUUGAAGUCAUAAUAAUUGCUACCUGGUGACCUCAUUCUUAUUAGAACUCCGUCGUCUAUUUAUGAGGCUUUUAGAAGACUUGGAGAAUCUUACUAUGACCAUAUUGCUGUAGUUUUGGAUGAUUAACUGAGUUUACAUAUUUCUUAUCCAAGAACAAAGGUAGUACCAACUAUACUAUUUACUCACAAGAAAAAGUAGCCACUCAUCAUUAGACCAAACUACAAAUCAGAUUAGCAAAGAGAAUAAUUUCUAUAGACUAUAUAGAAAAUGUCGAUGGGAAAAUAGUAUGACUAUUAUAGGAUUAUUUAAGUAUUAAUAAGCCAGUCUCUGUUUGAGACAAAGAAGUAUGAGGAUAACUCAACAAAUAAGAUAAUCUGUUCUCAUCAAAUAUAUUUAGCUUUGUCCUAGACGAUGAAAACGAUAAAUGAUUAGGUCUCAAGGAGUAAUGAUUAUGAAGUGCAUAAAUUAGGAACAUUUACAUUAAGUGAUUUCAUCAAAUUAGCUUAGAAAAACCCCAAGGACUUUGAUUGCUUCUCGCUCUACUCGCUUGAUGAACUAAAAGAGAAUUCUGACACAAAUCUAAAUUUUGAGGGAGUUGAGAUUACACUCAAUGAAGAUAAGCAAAUAGGUAAAAUUGAAAGUGUCAUGAAACUUAUUGGCAUGACUAAACUUAAAGAUUUGAUUGAAAGGUAUGAAGUACUCUAAGUAGUGUCAUUAAAAUCUUUACAUCUAGCUCAAAAACUUGUAAUGAUGAGGAAGUAGAUUGUUCUUGCUAUUACAGUUCUUAAAAUGAUUCAGAUAAUAGUAAAUUCAUACCGUGAUUACUAGCAAACAAAUAAAAACUUGCAAAAGGAUAAAUCAAGUCUUAAAAAAAUCUUGGAGAUACUUUCUCUUCUUACUUAAAUCCUGGUUGUAAUGUAAGACUCGAAGGAAACUUUAUCUACUAAAAUUCUCAAACCUUUAACUAAACUCAUACUAGUAACUUACACUGGAGGUAAAGAGGACUUUAAACUGAAGACAUUGAAGAUUGCUAACUUUGUCCUUACUUUAUAAGAGAAAAUAAAAUCUACGUUCAAAUUAUGA